Messenger RNA from Neoarthrinium moseri, 1254 nucleotides. RefSeq lists its product as uncharacterized. Lineage: Eukaryota; Fungi; Ascomycota; Sordariomycetes; Amphisphaeriales; Apiosporaceae. The coding region runs from base 1 to 1254 and encodes 417 amino acids. The record is from RefSeq and is a predicted model, not a curated record. The transcript is spliced from 6 exons.
AUGACACUCCCCACCUGCAUGCGCUAUGCAGUGGACUUGUUCCGCCAGGCUGAUACCGCAUCCAGUGCAAUGGCACCUGCAUCCCAUCCUCCCCGCUGGGCCAUCCCGCUGGUAGCCGGUCUUGCCGCCCCGAUCGGCCUGUACAUGACCUUCAUCUUUCUCGGAGCCUUCCCCUUCUUCCAGAGACAUUUCUUGUAUGCCCAUAAGAUCAACACCCUAUUCUGGCAUGAUGUCAACAAGCCCGAGUAUUGGGGCUUUGCCAGAAACCAAGUCACCCCAUUUUCGCUGGACACAGCUGACGGCGAGAGUCUUUUCGCUUGGCAUAUACUGCCGUUGCCCACCUACUUGCGCAACGAGGACAAGCUCCAGGCAGCACCGGCAGGCUUCUCCAAGGACUUCGCUGCCACCGAGUCGUUCAAAAUACUGCACGAUGAUCCCAAGGCACGUCUAGUUAUCUGCUUUCACGGGAAUGCCGGCCACGUGGCUCAGGGGUUUCGUCCGGGCAGCUACCAUACUCUCACAGACACUUCAACAUACCAUGUCUUAGCUAUCGAUUAUCGCGGCUUCGGCAAGUCUACGGGCGCUCCUAAUGAAGCAGGACUCAUCAACGACGGUACCGCCGCGGUGGACUGGGCUAUAAAUGUUGCCAAGGUCCCUCCGAGCCGCAUUGUCAUCAUGGGCCAGAGCUUGGGCACAGCUGUCACGAGUGCCGUCGCAGAGCAUUACGCCAUGCAAGGCAUCGAGUUCGCCGGCGUCAUACUCGUUGCCGGCUUCUCCAAUCUCCCCACUCUGCUCAGCCGCUACACCGCGGGUGGUGUCAUCCCGGUGCUCUCGCCCAUGCGCUCGAUACCACCUCUGCUUCGAUUUGUCCAGAGCUUCAUCGUUGACAAGUGGAGGUCUUCGGACAGGCUCUCCACCGUCGUUGGCCUUACUCGCACCAGGCUUCGUCUGUCUCUGAUACAUGCCAAAAACGACAUGGAAAUCCCAUACUCGGAGACUGACACCCUGUUCCGGUCUGCCGCUUCCUCUUUGAUCGGCUCUGAACUGGACGACGAGGAUUUUGCCGAGUGGAAGAAACAAAACACCGUACUGCGGGAGGAUGGCACCUUUGUGGCUGAGGUCAAAGGGGACCACGAUGUCAUUAUCAGAGAAGAACUCGUUCCCUAUGGCGGUCACAACGAUGUCAUGCUAUCGUCCCCAGUGGCACUGGCUGUCAUGAGGUCGUUUGGCCUUCAUUCUGAGGAUGCACCUUAG